CCCUCCCCAACCUCUCACUCUUCUACACCUCAAAAAAAAAAACAACUCUCCCUCUUCCUUCCGGGAGAAACCAUGUCGAAACCGCCACCGCCACCGCCGACGCCGCCCGCCUCCGAGGCCUCAUCUUCUGUUGCUGCGGCCGCUCCUCGCUCCCUUCCUCCAACGCUCCUCCUCCCUCCUUCAUCCAGCGGGAACCGAGGCGCGCGCGGCGCGGGGAGCAGGAAGGGCAAGGCGCCGGUUGGUUCAGCGGCCGGCGCGCAGGGAGGGGGACACCAGCACGACCCGCUAGUGGAGGCGGUGAGGUUGGUUGGGAGGGACGUGGACCCGGGGGUCGCCGGCGCUGACAUCCUGGAGCUGGCGAUGGCCAAGGGGCCCAUGUUCUCGUGGCUGAGGUACUGGCCGGAAGAGGGCUAUCCCGAGGAGGGCCGACCUUAUUGAAGCCCAUCUUGGCUGUUAGGUAUAUACUAUAUUGCAAUUUUAUUAUGCGUCAGUGUUGGGGCCUUUUCCCCUGAUCGAUCCAGUCCAGGAGUUGAUCAUCUCCCGUGCCGCUAAUUAUCAUACUGCCAAUGACUAUCCUGUGCACCUAUGUAGUUCAAAAUGUGCUUAAGUUUACUACAGACAAUGAUCCAAUGAUCUCUUCAGUGUGAGUUUAUCCUCACUCGGUGUCUGAAAUGAUAUGUGGUGGUGCGAAAUGGAUCAUGUCUUGCCAAAUUGGCCAAUUUGAGUUAUAGCCUUGCUAACUCUUUUUGGUUGUGUAUGGGCA
Messenger RNA from Triticum dicoccoides, 763 nucleotides. RefSeq names its product E3 ubiquitin-protein ligase MARCHF11-like. The transcript has a single exon. The record is from RefSeq and is a predicted model, not a curated record. NCBI's taxonomy places the organism in Eukaryota, Viridiplantae, Streptophyta, Magnoliopsida, Poales, Poaceae. The coding region runs from base 73 to 438 and encodes 121 amino acids.